UUUCCUAAUUCAUUUGAAACAAAUACACCGAUUGGAACAAACAGGCCCUAGUUCUCUCUGCAAUUUGACCCCAACAACCUAAUUUGGAUAAAGUUUGUUUACCUCCAAUCAAGUGUUUUCGCUCCAUUUUUGAUAAACGUUCAUCGAACUUGUUGCCUCUUUUAUUUAUAUUUUAAUUUAUAGUUCCAAUAAAUAACAAAACGAGUCAGUGAGUUGGCCACAUCGGUCGAGGCUCGCCGGUCUUCUAAUUAACGGUCCAAAAUGCGCAUCGCAAUCAUUUUUCUAGCUAUAACAUCAGUAUACACUGAAAACUGCUCAAUAUUUGAUGGAGAUAAAUACGCUAAACGAUCCGUACUGACCAUCAAAGGUCUUCCCACGAAUCUAGUAAUCAAUCCGGUGAACAAAGACCUACUAUUUACAUUAAUAGAUAUAGAGUCACUACAAAGCGAUGACGUGCAAACAAAAAUGGAUCAGUAUGUACUGAGGGAAAGUGAACCAAUCAAAAUUGAUAAUGUAAAUGGGCAAGCAGCUGCAAUAGAUGCUGAAAACAAUAAAGUGUACAUUGCAACUGAUGACGGACUUAGUAUUCUAAAUAAAACUAACAAAGCCAAUUUCAUAGGAUUCAAAGGAGACGACAUAACACAGCUCUUCAAACCUCCAUCGAACGAUAAGCUGUAUGCUGUGCUGUACCCAGAUAGUGAGGUUUAUGAAAUAGAUUUAGUAACAAACGAGAAAAAUAGAGUUGAAAACGUGCCAUGCGCUUUUAUUUUAGCUGUAGAUGAAAAGGACAAUGUUUAUUACGAGUGCGAAUCGAAAUACGUGAAAAUGUUACUGAAAGGUUUCCAAGAGCCGAUAGAAUUUGUUGGUAUACCGAAGAACUCGGCACGAGCUAUGGCAAUCGAUUCUAAUGGAAGAGUCGUUUUAGCUGCCAAUGAUGGGUUGUAUUGGCUGAAACCAAGCUCAAUGAUACCUAAGAAACUAAUGGAUCUAGAUUUCGUGCCUUCCGGUCUAGCGUUUCAUGGUAAUAGUAUAUUUUUGGCCACUAGUGGCGUAAUUUAUGAAUUUAGUAACAAUUGUGAAAAUUAGAUUUAUAUUUUUUUAGUAAACGAAUAAAUUAUU
Bicyclus anynana (squinting bush brown) is the source of this 1119-nucleotide messenger RNA. RefSeq lists its product as uncharacterized. The transcript is spliced from 2 exons. Lineage: Eukaryota; Metazoa; Arthropoda; Insecta; Lepidoptera; Nymphalidae. The record is from RefSeq and is a predicted model, not a curated record. The coding region runs from base 262 to 1086 and encodes 274 amino acids. Gene Ontology annotation, molecular function: protein binding.